AUGGCUCUCGGUUCCUGGCAAUCCAAGCAGACAACCGCCAGCUGGCAAGACACUGCGAGGCCAAUUACAUUCCUCCUAGUCAUCCUUUGCGCGACUAUCAUCGCUUUGAUUGUAACAAUCGCCGUAAAUGUUACAGUUGCGAAUGCGCCAGACAAUGACCUCGGAUACGGAUUCGGCUGGGUGCUCAUGAUGCCAGUUCCUGCUAUCGCUUUCGUCUGGACUAUCAUCGACAUCCUCGUCUGCCGCUUUUGGAAUUUGCAUUCGAUCUACUCUCUCGUCUCGGCAAUUCUCCUCGCAAUCGGAUAUGUCAUUGUAGGAGUCUUUACUGCGCUGUUCUACAACUGGAAUGAUGAGGGUGCAUGGGUGCCGAGCAUUUUCUUCUUCAUCAAUGCCAUUAUUCACACAAUAUUCAUGGGCUUUGCGGCGCGUGCAAUCCAUAUUAAUGACAAGAACGAGAAGGCCAAAAAGCUCGAUGUUCGCAUGUCAGACCUGCAGAAGGCAUGA
This is a messenger RNA of Pseudocercospora fijiensis CIRAD86, 504 nucleotides long. RefSeq lists its product as uncharacterized. Lineage: Eukaryota; Fungi; Ascomycota; Dothideomycetes; Mycosphaerellales; Mycosphaerellaceae. The transcript is spliced from 4 exons. The record is from RefSeq and is a predicted model, not a curated record. The coding region runs from base 1 to 504 and encodes 167 amino acids.